UGGACAGUGCUUGAGGUAAGGACGUUAUGGUGAGAGGUAAACGGUGACAAUCCGACUCUAAUCCCCUGUUCAAACAGCCAUCCGGCUAAUAUUGUUCAACAAAGUUAGUCAGCGUCAUGUCGGUGUUUCUGCUGAGAAUGUAUUUUAUCGAAUGUCCGGAUAUGUGGCAGUUUAAAAUACAUCUUCGAUCGCGGGGCCUGUUGCCAGUAACAUGGAGCCCCCGGGUGUGAAGACGCUGCAUUUGGGGAUAAGUAACAGCGAUAAAGGCUGCAUAAUGGGUCGUGUAAUUAGAGGUCAGAGAAAGGGUGCAGGCUCUGUCUUCAAAGCUCAUGUGAAACACAGGAAAGGUCCUGCAAAGUUGAGAGCUGUGGAUUUUGCUGAACGUCAUGGUUAUAUUAAGGGUAUCGUCAAGGAUAUAAUUCAUGACCCUGGUCGUGGUGCUCCAUUAGCAAAGGUGGUGUUCCGAGAUCCUUACAGGUUCAAAAGGAGGACUGAGCUGUUCAUUGCAGCAGAGGGUAUUCACACCGGUCAGUUUAUCUACUGUGGCAAGAAGGCUCAGUUGAACAUUGGAAAUGUCCUUCCUGUGGGUACUAUGCCAGAAGGCACCAUUGUGUGUUGCCUGGAAGAGAAGCCAGGUGACCGUGGCAAACUUGCCCGUGCCUCUGGUAAUUACGCCACAGUCAUUUCCCACAAUCUUGAGACUAAGAAAAGUCGUGUCAAGUUGCCAUCCGGUUCUAAGAAAGUUGUUUCCUCCGCGAAUCGAGCUAUUGUUGGUGUUGUUGCUGGUGGUGGUCGUAUUGAUAAGCCCAUACUGAAGGCGGGUCGGGCAUAUCACAAAUACAAGGCUAAGAGAAACUGCUGGCCACGUGUUCGUGGUGUGGCUAUGAAUCCUGUAGAACAUCCUUUUGGUGGUGGUAACCAUCAGCACAUCGGGAAGCCAUCAACCAUCAGAAGAGAUGCUCCAGCUGGUCGCAAGGUUGGUCUCAUUGCUGCUCGUCGUACCGGUAGACUGCGUGGUACCAAGACUGUCCAGGAAAAGGAGAACUAGUUUCUUCGUGUAUUUACAUAAAUUUGGCACAAUAAAAAUUACUUUUUAAAAAAAAAAA
This is a messenger RNA of Rhincodon typus (whale shark), 1106 nucleotides long. It is a transcript of the gene rpl8, whose product is annotated as ribosomal protein L8. Gene Ontology annotation, cellular component: cytosolic large ribosomal subunit; ribosome. Gene Ontology annotation, biological process: cytoplasmic translation. Lineage: Eukaryota; Metazoa; Chordata; Chondrichthyes; Orectolobiformes; Rhincodontidae. The transcript is spliced from 6 exons. Gene Ontology annotation, molecular function: structural constituent of ribosome; RNA binding. The coding region runs from base 212 to 1048 and encodes 278 amino acids. The record is from RefSeq and is a predicted model, not a curated record.